AUGGGUCCGCUAGCGUUCAUCCUUGUUGGUGGAUUACUGUAUUUUCAAGCUGAUGGAUCCCGUCUGCGCCAGGAGGACUCCCCACCCCGGAUUGUGGAGCACCCCUCUGACCUGAUUGUAUCCAAAGGGGAGCCCGCCACUCUCAACUGCAAAGCAGAGGGGCGGCCGACCCCGACAGUGGAGUGGUACAAGGAUGGAGAGCGGGUGGAAACGGACAAAGAUGACCCACGUUCUCACCGCAUGCUGUUGCCCAGUGGCUCGCUUUUCUUCCUGCGCAUCGUUCACGGACGUCGGAGCAAACCAGAUGAGGGAGCCUAUGUCUGCGUGGCCCGGAACUACCUGGGAGAAGCUGUCAGCCGCAACGCAUCUUUGGAAGUAGCCUUGCUGCGAGACGACUUCAGACAAAACCCUACAGAUGUGGUGGUGGCAGCAGGAGAGCCGGCGAUCCUUGAGUGUGUUCCUCCCAGAGGCCAUCCUGAACCCACCAUCUACUGGAAGAAGGACAAAGUGCGAAUUGAUGACAAGGAUGACAGGAUCACCAUUCGAGGAGGGAAACUAAUGAUCUCCAACACAAGAAAGAGUGACGCUGGCAUGUACAUCUGUGUGGGCACCAACAUGGUCGGAGAAAGGGACAGCGAGACAGCACAAGUCACAGUGUUUGAGCGACCAACUUUCCUCCGGAGGCCCAUCAACCAGGUGGUCCUGGAAGAGGAGACAGUGGAGUUUCGCUGCCAGGUACAAGGAGACCCCCAACCCAAUGUGCGCUGGAGGAAAGAUGAUAUCGAUGUUCCCCGUGGGAGGUAUGAGAUCAAGUAUGACAAGGACGACUAUGUGCUGAAAGUGAAGAAGGCGUCCAUUAACGACGAGGGCAUGUUCACCUGUGUGGCAGAGAACCGUGUGGGAAAGCUGGAGGCCUCUGCCACACUCACAGUCAGAGCUCGCCCUGUCGCCGCACCCCAGUUUGUCAUCCGUCCAAGGGACCAAAUUGUGGCUCAGGGCCGCACCGCCACCUUUCCGUGUGAAACCAAAGGAAACCCUCAGCCUGCAGUCUUCUGGCAGAAGGAGGGAAGUCAGAAUUUGCUGUUUCCCAACCAACCCCAGCAGCCCAACAGUCGCUUCUCGGUGUCGCCCAGCGGAGACCUCACCAUCUCAUCUGUGCAGCGGGCAGAUGCUGGUUACUAUAUCUGCCAGGCGCUGACCGUUGCAGGCAGUAUCCUCGCCAAGGCUCAACUGGAGGUCACAGAUGUGCUCACAGACAGACCACCACCAAUUAUUCGCCAAGGCCCGUCCAAUCAGACACUCGGGGUGGACAGUGUGGCACUGCUGAAGUGCCAGGCAUCGGGAGACCCCAUCCCCUCCAUCAGCUGGUUGAAGGAUGGGGUCAGUCUGCUGGGAAAGGACCCCCGCAUGUCUCUGCAGGAGCUGGGGAGCCUGCAGAUCAAAAACGUUAAGCUUUCAGACUCUGGGAUCUACACAUGUGUAGCUACCAGCUCCAGCGGUGAAACAUCAUGGAGUGCUUUCUUGGAAGUCAAAGAAUCAGGUGGGGUGAUGGUCAUGAAGACCCAUGAUGAGAAUGAGCUUCCAGGCCCUCCAUCUAAACCUCAGGUCACUGAUGUCACCAAGAACAGUGUGUCCUUGUCCUGGCAGCCUGGGAUGGCUGGAGCAUCGCCUGUCUCCUCCUUUGUCAUUGAAGCUUUCAGUCAAUCCGUGAGCAACAGCUGGCAGACAGUAGCAGAUCACGUCAAAACCACCCAGUUUACUGUCAAAGGUCUUCGCCCCAACACCAUCUACCUGUUCAUGGUCCGAGCAGUCAACAGCCAGGGCCUGAGUGAUCCAAGCCCCAUGUCUGAUCCUGUCAGAACACAAGAUAUAAGUCCUCCAGCUCAGGGUGUCGACCACAGGCACGUACAGAAGGAGCUUGGUGAGGUCAUAGUUCGGUUGCACAACCCAGUCGUCCUGAGUCCCACAACCAUUCAGGUCACAUGGACGGUGGAUCGUCAGUCCCAGUUCAUCCAGGGUUACAGAGUUCUGUACAGGCAGACAUCUGGACUGCCUUCACCAGGACCUUGGCAGACCCAGGAUGUGAAGGUCCCCUCUGAGCGCAGUGUCAUCCUCUCUGCACUCAAGAAGGGAAUUGUGUAUGAGAUCAAGGUCCGGCCUUAUUUCAACGAGUUUCAAGGCAUGGACAGUGAAUCCAGGACGGCACGGACAACUGAGGAAGCUCCCAGUGCCCCUCCUCAGCAGGUAACAGUCCUGACCGUGGGAAACCAGAACAGCACUUCCAUUAGCAUCUCCUGGGACCCCCCUCCAUCAGACCACCAGAACGGCAUCAUCCAAGAAUACAAGAUCUGGUGUCUAGGGAAUGAGACACGUUUCCAUGUAAAUAAGACAGUGGAUGCAGCCAUACGCUCUGUGGUGGUGGGCGGGCUGCAGGUGGGAGUGGUGUAUCGAGUGGAAGUGGCUGCCAGCACAAGUGCAGGGGUCGGAGUCAAGAGUGAUCCUCAGUCUAUUAUAAUCGGUAAGGAGUUCCGGGACGUGAUCAUACAUGGAAACCGGAACAACAGCAUCACAGAGCAGAUCACUGAUGUGGUGAAGCAGCCUGCUUUCAUCGCCGGUAUUGGAGGUGCCUGCUGGGUCAUCCUCAUGGGCUUCAGCAUUUGGCUCUACUGGAGGAGAAAGAAGAGAAAGGGCCUGAGCAACUACGCAGUUCAGUCCUUCACCUUCACCCCUGCAGUGACAUUCCAGAGAGUUGAUGGCGGUCUGAUGAGCAAUGGAAGCCGGCCAGGACUGUUGAAUGCGGGUGACCCAGGCUACCCCUGGUUAGCGGACUCUUGGCCAGCCACCAGCCUGCCUGUCAACAGCAGCUCCGGGGGACCCAAUGACCUGAGUAACUUUGGCCGAGGAGAUCUCCCUACUGGUCAAGGGGAUAAGACAGGCACCAUGCUCUCUGAUGGAGCCAUCUACAGCAGCAUAGAUUUCACCACUAAAGCCAACUACAACAGCCCUGGCCAAGCAUCCCAGGCCACUCCCUAUGCCACCACUCAGAUUCUCCACUCCAGCAGCAUCCAUGAGCUGGCUGUGGACCUGCCCGAGGCCCAGUGGAAAGCUUCACUCCAGGCCAAGCAAGAGAUGGCCAACCUGGGCUACUCCCUGCCCGACAAGAAUUCCUGCAACAACACCCUCCUUUUCAUUCCUGACUACCGAUUGGCCGAAGGAUUGUCUAAUAGAAUCCCACACAACCAAUCACAAGAUUUCAGCACCACCAGCUCUCACAACAGCUCAGAGCGAAGCGGCAGUCUCUCAGGUGGAAAGGGAGGAAAGAAGAAGAAGACCAAGGCUGGCUCCAAACCCACUAAAGCCAAUGGGUCCAACUGGGCCAAUGUUCCCCUGCCCCCUCCCCCUGUUCACCCUCUCCCUGGCACUGAGAUGGACCAUUAUCCCAAUGAGCACCAUGAAGGAGGAGGGUAUGAGAGUGAUGGCUGGGGCCCCCCCAUGCCCGUCCAGACCUAUCUUCACCAAGGCAUGGAGGAUGAGCUGGAAGAAGAGGAGGAGAGGGUCCCCACCCCGCCCAUCCGAGGAGUUGCCUCCUCUCCGGCUGCUGUGUCCUUUGGACAGCAGUCCACAGCCACCCUUACCCCUUCUCCUCGGGACGAGAUGCAGCCCAUGCUCCAGGCCCAUUUGGAUGAACUGACUAGGGUAUACCAACUGGACAUGGCAAAACAGACAUGGCACAUGCAGGGAGGCUCUCUCCCUCCACAGGCUCCAGCUCCUCCUGUGGGCUACGUGUCGAGCACAAUGAUCUCUGACCAGGAGACUGAUCUGCCUGAUGAGGAGGAGGAGGAGGACGAUGAGGAAGAGGAUGAAGGUUAUGGAGCCAGGCAUCCCCGUGGUAUUGAGCACACACCAGGGUCUAGCAUGGACAACCUGGACAGCUCUUUAACAGGGUCCAUGGUGAAUGGGUGGGGCUCAGCCUCAGAGGAUGACCGUAAUUUCUCCAGCCAUAGGUCCAGUUUGGGCAGUUCGUCUGACGGCUCCAUCUUUACCCACUGCAGCUUUGCACAGGCCCUGGUGGCCGCUGCAGACAAGGCAGGCUAUCGCCUGGAUGGCACUAGCCUCAGCAAGAGAGGUAAAGGCUUGUCCCACAGGCCCCGGCCCAGCAGUCCAUUCUCAACAGAUGGCAGCACAGUCGGCACACACAGCUUGGGCCACCAGAGGGCCACUAGGCCCACACGCAAACCCCGAAGCCAGGGCACAGCACCCCACCGGAGAGAUGCUGGUGCAGACGACCUACCUCCUCCCCCUGAGCCUCCUCCCUGUCAGGGACAGGGCCGUAUCCAGGGAGCUCGCAGUGUAAGCAGCAUGGUGCCCCCUACAGACAGGAAGGCUUCUUCUCUGGAGCGUCCGCCUAUGUCAGGACCCCUGUCUGGGCCAGAUGACAUGAAGAGCUCCAUUGACAGACAGACACGCACUUCUCUGGAACAUCAUCGCCAGGCUCAAGACAGGCUGGGCUCCGUGGACCGGGCUGAUGAUGGGCGCAGGGGACACAAAACAGAGGAAGGGUGCCUGCCAUACAGUAAACCAUCGUUCCCCUCCCCUGGUGGACACAGCUCCUCUGGCACAGCCUCCUCUAAGGGCUCGACAGGGCCGCGUAAGACCGAGGGUCCACGACAGCCGCAACAGUGGACCGCCACAGAGCAUGCUGAAUUCCUAGGGACCAACGGACAGGGACAGUACUCGGGGGAGUUAUAGUGAUCUGCCUGGGACGUGAACUGGAGAAAACCCAGUCUGUCAAUGAAAGAAUGACGCCCUCCUUGUUGGGGCAACGAACUUUGUCCUUACCUGUGUGUUCUCAGAGGGAAGGAGUGCA
Molecule: messenger RNA, 4867 nt
Organism: Seriola dumerili (greater amberjack)
Lineage: Eukaryota; Metazoa; Chordata; Actinopteri; Carangiformes; Carangidae
Gene: robo2
Product: roundabout guidance receptor 2
Exons: 31
Coding region: 1-4749 (1582 amino acids)
Molecular function (GO): protein binding
Source: RefSeq, a predicted model, not a curated record